Molecule: messenger RNA, 1464 nt
Organism: Archocentrus centrarchus (flier cichlid)
Lineage: Eukaryota; Metazoa; Chordata; Actinopteri; Cichliformes; Cichlidae
Gene: aven
Product: apoptosis, caspase activation inhibitor
Exons: 6
Coding region: 40-1023 (327 amino acids)
Biological process (GO): negative regulation of G2/M transition of mitotic cell cycle
Source: RefSeq, a predicted model, not a curated record
GUUUAACUAUGAGGCGUCACAUGCUCACUGUUGACAGUAAUGGAAGGUAGAGUAAGCAGAGGCAGUGGAAAAAGAGGCGGCCGCGGUGGAAAGGACAGCGACAGUUUUGGCGGUGAACGCCGAGGCAGAGGAGGCCAUUACCGCGGCCGGGGUAAACGGGACCAUCACCGUGGGCGUGGACGCGGACGCGGAGGAGGCGCCCAUGCUGCUGAAUUCCAUCACUGGGGCCAAGAUGAAAGGGACAGUUACCAGGAGGAAGAUGACAAGACCGAGGUGUUCUCCAGGAGGAAGUUGGAGUCAAACUGGGACCGGUACGAGGAGUCGGAGAGGCCGGAGCCGGAUGAUGACACGCCCACUCAGAGAGGAACAGACUAUCGUGUUUUGUUGGAGUCGGCAGGGGAUUCAUUCACGCAUUUCCGGUUUUCAGAAGAAAAAGAAUGGGAGACGUACCAGCUUGAUAUCAGUCAGAUGGCAGGAAUGGUUUUGGACCUCCCAGGUCUUGCCCAUAUUCUUCAAGAAGUGCCUUUGCACCAGAGACUCAACCUGGAGGCCGAGCUGGUUCAGGUCUCAACACCAGUGGAGCUGCCCACUAUGACUCUAGCACCUCAACAGGAAGUGCCAAAAACGUCCAAAUUCACUCCUCCGUCCACAGCUUUAAAAAGCCUCAGCAGCAACAAGAAAGUCCCCAUGGCUGCAAACCCAGUGAGGGGCUCAGGCUCGCAACCUUCCUCAGCUGCUGCCGAGCCUCUGGUAGAUGAUGCUGAUGAAGAGCUGGACGAGCUGCUCAGUCUACAGAAACCAGUGUCAGGUGUUGGAGAAAAUCAGUCUGUCAGUGGUGCAGAUAUGGAGAGCACAGUUACAGAGAAAGCAUGUGAGGAAGUGAAAGCUGUGACACCAAAGCCAAGAGAAGAGAAGAUGGAGGAGGUGAAGGACAAAGACGUCGCACCGCCACAGCCCGCUCCCGUCAAACAGGAAAUAACUGAGGAGGAUCUGGAAGACUGGCUUGACAGCAUGAUCUCCUGAGUCUUGGGGAACUUGAGUGUGACAGUUCAGGUUCUUUAACUUCUGUCCUUUGAAAAACUCCAUCCGCCUAGAAGUUUAUCAUGCUGCAGUUUGAUGCUUCCUCGUUGCGUUUCUUUUACACCCUGUGCUGUUAGACAAUUCAUUUUGUUUUGAAAGUGUAGAGGUUGGGACAGUACGUCUCGAACAUUUGUGAUAAUGUGUCAAAAUGUUCCUGGAGCACACCAUGUUUCUCAGAAAGAAUCCUCUGUUCCUUGUGUGACUGAAAGUUACACUCCGGAGUGUCACCUUCAGAGGAAUGGUGAUGGACACACAGUGAAAGAGGUCACCGAUAAGACGUUUGGUUUACUGCGUCAGUUACUUUAUUCAUUUCCUCCCCCUCUUCAAAAGAAAUGCAGUUUACCAAAGCUACUACAUACAUAUAAAUGGCCAGAUGAGCAGUUA